ACAGCGCAGACCGCCGGCGCUACACGUCACUUCAACUCCAGUCACCGACAGACGCAUCUCGGCGCCCGUUGGUAUACGGGGCUCCAAGACACACACAUACACACAGAGACACACACUCACACACAUGCGGCGGUCCUUGACUGAGGAAAGCAUCGACGACCCUCUGCACACUCUGUGGUACCCCAUCACAUUCUUUUAGAGACUUGUUUCGCCCUUUUUCUUCUGCGAGGAGACGGGUUUUUGCAGUACUAUUCGGGGCUUUCCAUGAUGCUCGGAGCAGUUAAAAUGGAAGGACACGAACAUACAGACUGGAGCACCUACUACGGAGAGCCCGAGUGUUACACCUCGGUUGGCAACAUGAACGGAGGCCUCGGGAUGAACUCCAUGAACACCUACAUGAGCAUGUCCGGCAUGGGCCCCACCGGCAACAUGGGGGCCAACUCCAUGAACAUGUCCUACGUCAACACGGGCAUGAGCCCCUCCAUGACCGGCAUGUCACCGGGCCCCGGGGCCAUGAACGGCAUGGGUGCCAGCAUGACGGCCAUGAGCGCCGCGCUGAGCCCCAGCAUGAGCCCUAUGACGGCGCAGCCCGCGUCAAUGAACGCCCUGACUUCCUACAACAACAUGAACGCCAUGAGCCCCAUGUACGGACAGUCGAACAUCAACAGGUCAAGAGACCCAAAAACCUACCGGAGGAGCUACACGCACGCUAAGCCCCCUUAUUCGUACAUUUCCCUAAUCACAAUGGCCAUCCAGCAGUCUCCCAGCAAGAUGCUGACGCUGGCCGAGAUCUACCAGUGGAUAAUGGACCUCUUUCCAUUUUACCGACAGAACCAGCAGCGCUGGCAGAACUCGAUUCGCCAUUCUUUGUCGUUUAAUGAUUGUUUCCUCAAAGUGCCCAGAUCCCCGGAUAAGCCCGGCAAGGGCUCGUUUUGGACCCUCCAUCCCGACUCCGGGAACAUGUUCGAGAACGGCUGCUAUCUGAGAAGGCAGAAGCGCUUCAAGUGCGACAAGAAGAUGCCCAAGGAGUCCGGGCGCAAGGCUUCAGAAGGCGGCUCUAACAGCAGCUCGGAGAGCUGCAACGGAAACGAGUCUCCGCACUCCAACUCGUCCUCUAACGAACACAAGCGAUCCAUGUCGGACAUGAAGAGCCAAGCCCUGAGCCCGGAGCACGCAGCCUCCCCGGUGUCCCAGGCGCAGCAUCUCAUGGCCCAGCAUCACUCCGUGUUGGCACACGACGGGCACCUUAAGCCCGAACACCAUUACUCAUUCAACCACCCCUUCUCCAUCAACAACCUCAUGUCCUCCGAGCAGCAGCAUCACAAAAUGGACUUAAAGACUUACGAGCAGGUGAUGCACUACUCUGGCUACGGUUCCCCCAUGACAGGAGCGCUUUCCAUGGGCUCCAUGGCGGGAAAAGCCGGCCUGGAUCCAUCGUCCAUACCCGACUCUACUUAUUAUCAAGGCGUCUACUCCAGGCCGAUCAUGAACUCCUCAUAAACUAUUGGCCCCUACAACUUCAAUGGACUAUUUGCCAGCGUUUGUAAAUUUGUAAAAAAAUAUAUAGUUUGUGUAUUAUAUGUAUUUGAAAUAUUUUUGACGUUUCUCACUGAUUUAGCAGUCGAGUUUGUUAGUAGCCUAAUUAUUUUAAGAAAGGAUGUUAAAAAUGUGACAAUAUCUGUUCAAGAGUCAGUUUCAGGAAUGGACCCAAAGACAACAACGAGCUGUAUAAUAGCCCACAUCUGCAUACUUUGAUUUCGAAAUGAAUUUUAAUGCCUUGCAGAAUUUCUUCAAUCACUUGUGUAAUUCCUAUUUAUGGCUUGUAUAUGUGUAUUCUUGUAGUGACAAGAACAGAAAAUAUAUAUUAAAGUGUUAUUGUUUUGUUCUCCUGAA
Gadus morhua (Atlantic cod) is the source of this 1893-nucleotide messenger RNA. RefSeq names its product forkhead box A2 (gene foxa2). The transcript is spliced from 2 exons. Gene Ontology annotation, molecular function: protein domain specific binding; transcription factor binding; RNA polymerase II cis-regulatory region sequence-specific DNA binding. The record is from RefSeq and is a predicted model, not a curated record. The coding region runs from base 265 to 1500 and encodes 411 amino acids. NCBI's taxonomy places the organism in Eukaryota, Metazoa, Chordata, Actinopteri, Gadiformes, Gadidae. Gene Ontology annotation, biological process: anatomical structure morphogenesis; regulation of transcription by RNA polymerase II; cell differentiation.